AAAGGAAUAUUAAAACCUAAGAAACCUGGAGAAUGGGAUCGAGAAUGGGAUGCUGGAAAAAUAAGUGUUGAAAAUUGGAAGGAGAAUGUACCCGAUAUUGAUAGUAGCAAAGGACCAAAUGCGCAUUUUUUGCGUCGAUUCAAAAAUCGCAAUAAUAUUGCUAGAAGUAACAAUAACGUCACAUCGAAAAAAGCAACUGAAAUUACAGAGAAGAAACAAAAAUUAGAAGAUGCUAAAGAUACAAUUUGCAAUGAAACAAACAAAAGCAUAUCAUUAUCAAACAAAAAAAUAUUUAAUGGAAAAAAUUCGAAAAAUCGGAAGAAUUCCACUAAUGGAAACAAUGACAGUGGUGCUGGAUUACGGAAAACUCGUUGCAUGAAACCGGUAAGUAGACCAAAACCGUCUCAUGCAUCUUCCAAUGGACAACCAAACAGGCAACAGCAAUCCGGAACAUACAAGAAGUCAUCAUCCGGAUCACUCAGAAAGCCAUAUUCUACACGACGAAUUGCAUCAACUGGUGUUGCUAAUGUUCCGGUACCAACAGUUGCUACGCAAUAUUUGGAUACAGUUAAAGUGAAUCUUUCAAUGCUUGAUGAUUUAAAAAAGGAUAUACAGACAAGCGCUAAAAGCAAUAAUAAUAUUGGUAAAGUUGAUAACAACAGUCAAAAGCUAUCAACAAUAGUCGUUGACAGUGUGACAGCUUCAACGGUGCCAACUUUAUCCGUUGUUAAAGAAUACGGUAAUUGA
This is a messenger RNA of Loa loa (African eye worm), 747 nucleotides long. RefSeq lists its product as hypothetical. The transcript is spliced from 4 exons. NCBI's taxonomy places the organism in Eukaryota, Metazoa, Nematoda, Chromadorea, Rhabditida, Onchocercidae. The annotation marks the transcript as partial. The record is from RefSeq and is a predicted model, not a curated record.